This is a messenger RNA of Ilex paraguariensis (yerba mate), 295 nucleotides long. The record is from the annotation of a GenBank genome assembly. NCBI's taxonomy places the organism in Eukaryota, Viridiplantae, Streptophyta, Magnoliopsida, Aquifoliales, Aquifoliaceae.
AUGUUGGAUGCUGGUUUGAGUGGGUUAGUGGAGUGGGCUGGUAUGGGCUGUUCGGUGGAGAGGAUCGAGGUUGGUGGGCUUGGUCUUGGUUAUAGCGGACUUGGGUUUGUCGAUGAGGUUUGUCAGUGGUUUCGGUGUUGGUCUGUAGCCAUCUGGUCAAUCGGUGGCUUCUGUGGGGCAGUGGGUUUAGGUCUAUGUUUGCUGGUUGGGUUUGGUUUGAUCUGGUUGUUGUUGGUAGGUAGGCUGGUUUAUGGCCUUUGGAUGCUGGAUUCGGGUGCUAAUGGUUAUAUGAUAG